Messenger RNA from Anthostomella pinea, 1137 nucleotides. Lineage: Eukaryota; Fungi; Ascomycota; Sordariomycetes; Xylariales; Xylariaceae. The record is from the annotation of a GenBank genome assembly.
AUGCCCUUCCGUGGGACCGACGACGAGACCUUCGGCAAUGCUCUUCGCUGGUGGAUGUUCGAGCUCCUGAAGAGGGUACUCUACUUAUUGGAGUUCGCUGUCCUUAAUGGAACCCGUCUUUGGGUGAUCGCCUAUGCCGCCAUGUCUCUCUACGCGAUCAACUAUCACUUGUGCUGGCUGUCCCUGAUGACUCCCGCCGAGACGACUUCGCUACAAGCUGAUGAGGACAUCGAAGAGCAUGGUCUUAGAGACUCUCAAGGAAGACUACGUUGGGAUGUCUUCUACCGCCCUCGCCAGUGUCAGAAGCAGAACUGUGACAAGAAGCAGUCAGACAGGGUGUUCCAUUGCACGCGGUUCCGCCGGGACCUCCCUGUCUACGAUCAAUUCUGCACCUACACUGGUACCUUCGUUUACCUCCGCACCAUCAAGCCGUACCUGUACAUGCUGUUCUUCCUUGUGGUUGACGCACUAUCCACUCUCAGCGUCUGCAUAGUCGCCAUGACCAAGUACUCUGUUUGGAGUCUCGCUCCCUUCAUUGGAAGCGUGAUUGUAACAGCAGUGGUCUUGGUGAAGUAUGUCUUCAUGAUGUUCAUGGUCAAGGAUGCUGACGGCAUACCCUACUCUCAAUGCCACAAGUUCGACGAGAAUCCGUGGAAUUUGGGAGUCAAGAGGAACCUCCUUCAAGUCUUCGGACGUUCGCCCUGGGAGUGGAUCUUCUUCUUCCUGCAGCCAGAACGCGUUCAUUCCUACGGCAAUGAGGAAGUUUCAGACCUUCCAUUCAAUGACGCUGUUCUGGCUUUCUACGAGAGGAUUCUCGUCCCGGACGUUGGUGCGCAACUGGAGUCGCUCGAACCUGCCCUGAUUGACCCUCGGGGUCAGCAGCAGCAUCGUGAGAGUUCGGAGCGACCAAGCCAGGCACAGACGGCAGCUGCUACUUCUUCAACCCACGGAGAAGUGUUGCACAGCAAGAAGGCCAAGAGGUUGCAUAUCUGCUGUAUUGGUGUUGUUGUUGUGGAAGGUCUGGAGGUGGUGCGGAGUGGAUGUGGGCAAUAUGCCAACCCAAGUGGGUCACGUGACCACGCAACAAGAAGGAACCGUCGGUCAUCUGCGCCACCGUACGGGUCGCUCGAGCCCUGA